Molecule: messenger RNA, 1140 nt
Organism: Enterobius vermicularis (human pinworm)
Lineage: Eukaryota; Metazoa; Nematoda; Chromadorea; Rhabditida; Oxyuridae
Source: the annotation of a GenBank genome assembly
AUGACGUCUUUUCGUGGAAAGCAUAAACGGCAAAAACCCGACGUGACAGAUUCUGCUUGUCAGAUCUUGGUUUCCGUGUGUAUCUCGUUGAGCGGUUUGGAGCAGCAUUACUACUCCUUUAGUUUUGUACGGGUAAGAAGUCAUGCUCGAAAGGAUGCAGAUUUACUAACUUUGUAUGAACAGACGAGAACAAAGGUAUCUGGCAUAACAGCUGAAUACGAUUCUAGUGGCUCUGUACCGUGCCCAAUAGACAUAAGGAAUGUUUUGGUGGAUUUUAUCAGUGCAAGGAUUACUCUGAUUAAAGUUUAUGACGUUUUGAUAGCUUUAGAAGGUUGGGACUUAGAAGAACGGAUUAUGCAGCUGAUAUCAGAUCUUAAUAAUCAUAAGGAAAAUCUUCGAGGUCAAUUACAGCACAGUUAUUUUUCUGAACUGGUUGGGCUAAUAACUUCAGAAAUUUGCAUUUUGUGUAUUUUACUCGAUGUGCAGUUGCUUAUAAUUAGCGGUCAAGCUUUGAAGCUAGCGCAAAUUUUAGUUAAUUUUGUUGGAAUAACUAAAGCGCCAUCCAUCUAUCUCUGUGGAUUUAUUGAUCAGAUGUAUUCAGUACUUUUUGCCAAAUUCUCUUUAUAUUUCUAUUACAACUUGUCUCCUUAUUGUCCAAGAGGAGAUUUUGAACAGGCUAUUAAUGAUAUCGGACAACCUAACUUUUUCCAACUAUUUUCUUCUUUUUACCGUAAACACGAUGCGUUAUACAUAACUUUCCUUUCGAGUGUGCCAGGUUUUGGAGACUUCAAUAAAGAUGCUGAUGGUGUGUGGUCAAGGUUAGCAUCUCCAAUCUGCGAUGAAAACAGUAAAUUCAGAGUUUUGUACUGUUUUGGAGGGGAUCGCAAACAGCUGUUCCGACUGCUCCCAGUUGCUCUGAAUAUAAUCGUUGAAAGGAAAUUGCUGAAAAGAGAAGUUUUGGCAGUUCAUGAUGAAAGUGCAGUUCAUAGCUAUUUGGUGUCACUGGUUGAAGCAAGCGUUUAUAUGGUCAUGAUAACGAAUAGGAAUCUGAAAGGGAAUGACGGGAAGUAUGUACGGUUCAUAUCAGAUAUUUGUAAGACACUUGCAUUUACGAAGCUAUGUCAGACGCCUGCUGGGUAG